AUGGGAGUCACAGUACAAACGCGUUCUUUCCCUUGCGACUUAAUAUGCCUUUGUACUGUAUUGAAAACAGAUGUAUUUGAACAAGAAGUUGAAGUUCACUCUUUUGGGUUAGCAAGGACUGCUUUGGAGUCCUGCCCAUGGGGAUGGCAACGUUAUGAGAGACGUUGCUUUAAGUUCGUCUCCACGACAAGAACUUGGGCUGAGGCUGAGCGAUACUGUGUUAUGAUGGGAGGAAACCUGGCAUCCGUGCAUAGCAGAAAUGAGUACUACUUUGUUCAGGACCUGGUACGCAAGAACACUCAAAGCACACCUGUCACCUGGAUCGGAGGGUGUGAUGCUGCUCAGGAGGGUCUGUGGCUGUGGAGUGAUGGAUCCAGGUUUGACUACUCUCACUGGAAUACUGCAGAGCCCAAUAAUCUUGAAAAAAUUGAGCAUUGCCUGCAUUUUAACUGGGGAGGGCCACUUGGCUGGAAUGAUAUCCCAUGUAACAGAUUAUACCCGUCUGUGUGUUCCAUGCAUCUGUGAGGCAAUGGAAGAAUUCACAGAAAGUCGGCAUUGGCAGGUGUAUACUGUAGAUCAAUGUAAACAUAUGCUCACAACUUUUUCAGAAAGACCUGCCAUGGUUGAUUUUACGUGACUAUCAUGAUGGAUAUGAACUUCCUGGCAUGAUUGCCAUUUUGAAACUUUAAAAUAGUGUUGUACAGGCUAUAUGAAUACUUUGUAACCCAUUGUUAUUAAUACUAUGAUGUUUUUAGAUAUAUUUU
Messenger RNA from Engraulis encrasicolus (European anchovy), 764 nucleotides. Its product is annotated as ladderlectin-like. NCBI's taxonomy places the organism in Eukaryota, Metazoa, Chordata, Actinopteri, Clupeiformes, Engraulidae. Gene Ontology annotation, molecular function: signaling receptor activity. Bases 1 to 525 code for a protein of 174 amino acids. The transcript has 6 exons. The record is from RefSeq and is a predicted model, not a curated record.